This is a messenger RNA of Penicillium coprophilum, 312 nucleotides long. Its product is annotated as DUF2406 domain-containing protein. The record is from RefSeq and is a predicted model, not a curated record. Bases 1 to 312 code for a protein of 103 amino acids. The transcript has 3 exons. NCBI's taxonomy places the organism in Eukaryota, Fungi, Ascomycota, Eurotiomycetes, Eurotiales, Aspergillaceae.
AUGCCGUCCUCCUUGGCCUCUAGCGAGCGCUCUGGCUCGGUCAAGUCGCACCACAGUCCUAAGACGUCUCUUCAUACCAAGGCUGACCCUAACAUGGCCCUACAUGAACAAGAACCUACCGCUGUGAACCUCCAACCUGGAUCUCGGGAUAUAUUCUCACUACGAAGCAUCCAGCACAAGGACCGGGAUGGAAAGCUCAUCACGGAUCCCGAUAUCUCCAACCCCACACGGAGCCGCUUUGAGCGCCCGCUCGACACUAUCCGAUCGUUUGAUGCAGCCAUCGACGCCCAUCGCAAACAGCAACGGAUUUGA